Chanos chanos (milkfish) is the source of this 1830-nucleotide messenger RNA. It is a transcript of the gene tha1, whose product is annotated as threonine aldolase 1. NCBI's taxonomy places the organism in Eukaryota, Metazoa, Chordata, Actinopteri, Gonorynchiformes, Chanidae. The transcript is spliced from 7 exons. Gene Ontology annotation, biological process: glycine biosynthetic process; L-threonine catabolic process. The coding region runs from base 46 to 1323 and encodes 425 amino acids. The record is from RefSeq and is a predicted model, not a curated record. Gene Ontology annotation, molecular function: L-allo-threonine aldolase activity. Gene Ontology annotation, cellular component: cytosol.
UGACCAUGCUGCCACCCCGAUGAAUUCCGUCCAGUUUAGUUUAAAAUGCAGAAGAUCUCUAAAACAGUAGUUAUUUCGUGUCGUGUGCUUCGGCACCACAUGAAAAGUGGAGCGACAGCAUAUAAACAUGGCCGUGCCUUCAGUAUGGCUUCGGUGAAAUGCUAUUAUGAAACUGCAAAGUCUGCAGACUGCAGGUCGCCGGCAGCUGUCCGUACGAUUGACCUCCGCAGCGACACUGUCACCAAACCGGGACCGGUAAUGCGCCGAGCCAUGGCGGAGGCCGAAGUUGGCGACGAUGUGUUCGGCGAAGAUCCCUCUGUCAAUGAGCUUCAGAAAAUGGCAGCUGAUAUUUUUGGCAUGGAAGCAGCCCUGUAUGUCCCCACAGGAACGAUGAGUAAUCUAAUUGCAGUCAUGGUGCACUGUCGGGAGAGAGGAGACGAAAUGAUCGUAGGAGAUUUGUCUCACCUGCAUGUCUACGAGCAGGGGGGGAGUGCACAGUUAGCUGGGGUCCACUCCACGACAGUGAGUAAUUUGGCGGACGGAACAUUUGACCUGGAGCAGCUGGAGUCCAAAAUCCGGCAUGGCUACCCAGAUCCGCAUUAUCCGCGCUCACGUCUCGUCUGUGUGGAAAACACUCACAACAUCCAAGGAGGACGUGUUCUGCCCUUGUCUUUCUUAAGGGAGCUGCGUUUCCUGGCAGAGAAGUACGGCCUGAUGGUGCAUAUGGAUGGCGCGAGAGUGAUGAAUGCGGCCGCGGCGCUUGGAGUCCAGCCGUCCGCCAUCCUAGAGCACUGCCACACAGUCAGCGUGUGUCUGUCCAAGGGAUUGGGGGCACCGGUUGGCACAAUUCUUGGAGGACCCAAAGACUUCAUCCAGAGAGCAGUCCGUGCCCGCAAAGCCCUUGGCGGGGGCAUGCGCCAGUCAGGUAUCCUGGCAGCGGCGGGUAAAAUCGCUCUGUCCGACAUGAUUGGCAGAUUGGAGGAAGACCACAGAAAUGCCAGGACCUUUGCCGAAGCUCUGCUGCAGUGUGACCCGCCGCUGUACCAGGUGGACCUGGCCACGGUGGAAACAAACAUCCUUCGGUUCCGUGUGUGCGACUCCUGGCUGAGUCCGGCCGAGUUCUGCCGUCGCAUGGCCACGGUGGGUGAGGGGGAGGAGAAGGCGUUGGGGCAAGGUGUUCAGGUUCUGAUGUUCCCUCACGUUGGAGGCUCGGUGAGAGCUGUGUGGCACCUGGGCAUCACAGAGGACGACACUCAGCUGGCGAUUCAGAAAGCCCGCUCUGUGGCCCAGCAGUUUGCUCAGCAGAGAGCACGGUCCCAGUAAACCCGAACGGCACAUUCCAGUCGACGACCCAGUGGAAGCUAACAGCCCAGACGUGAAGCUCUAACUCUAUUUGGACUCUGCUGAGACUACCGGCCGAAGCACAGUCUCAACAGAGGCCUUCAUCCUCACAGUGCAUAACUGUGUUUUAAUUCUGUUGUGAAAGAUGCUGUAGAUUUCCGUUUGACUUUCACUUGAGCGUCUUGAUUUUUUUUUUCUUUGGCAUUUCUAACACAGAUUUUCUAAGAUUCAUUCAGAAAUAUGCAAUCGUAGAGUAAAGAGUAAAAGAAGUGUAGACCGCUUUAUGUGGGCAAUACACUCUCACAUAUGCCCCCCCUCCCCCUCCUCAAAAAAACAGAGCAAGAUAAAACGGUUACAUAAGUGUGAAUGUGUGAACAUUACAGACUGAACUGACGAGAACUUGAGAGGACACAAGCGUUCAGUGCACCCAUGCCAGAAAACCGCAAUGCUGUCAAGUGAUUACGAUACUAAAAGUGAUUCGUGAAAUAA